Molecule: messenger RNA, 2390 nt
Organism: Hirundo rustica (Barn swallow)
Lineage: Eukaryota; Metazoa; Chordata; Aves; Passeriformes; Hirundinidae
Gene: MOXD1
Product: monooxygenase DBH like 1
Exons: 14
Coding region: 1-2148 (715 amino acids)
Biological process (GO): dopamine catabolic process; octopamine biosynthetic process; norepinephrine biosynthetic process
Cellular component (GO): secretory granule membrane
Molecular function (GO): dopamine beta-monooxygenase activity; copper ion binding
Source: RefSeq, a predicted model, not a curated record
AUGGCCUCAGCCGACAUCGUGGUGGGGGGCGUGGAGAGGGGCCAGCCCUACCUGCAGGACUACGUCUGGGAACAGGAGUGUGGAAUGGAGGCUUUGCUGGUGCUUACAAAACCACAAACCCAGUACCGGCCUUACCGGCUGUGGGCGCUCUCCCCGCCGGUGCAGUUCCGCUCACGGCCGGCAGGGGCGCUGCUGGCCCCCGGCGGGCAGGGCAGGUGCGAUGAUUCCCCCGCGGCUGCAGGGGGCGCUGUGGUGCGGGCUCGGGGAGCACGCGGCGAUGGCGGCUUCGUCAGGAUGGGAAGUGAUGGAAGAGAAGCUUUGCUUCACAAACCCCUGGGGCUGUUGAUCCCGGUGCCCCAGCAGAACUCUCAGAAGCAGCAAGCUGGGCCCACAGGAUGUCUCAGCGGGCAGACAGGGAGUGCAGGGCUAGAGUGCAGCAAAAGCUCAGAGCAGUACCAAAGAAGCAGCAGGGGCAGGACAGCGGCGGCCCGGCUGCCAGCAGAGCAGGGAGAGGUGAGCUCAGGAUCCCAGACACCUGAGCAGAUGGAGAAAAGUCCCUCUUUUAGUGAGGAUUAUUUUACAGAUGAAAAUAGAGUACUGAAAAAGGACCCUCAACAGGAUUACCAUCUGGAAUAUGCCAUGGAAAACAGUACACAUACGAUAUUGGCUUUUAGCAGAGAGCUGCACACUUGUGACACGAAUGACAAGAGCAUAACGGAGAGCACAGUGCGGGUAAUAUGGGCCUACCACCAUAAAGAUAUGGGAGAAGCAGGUAAAAAUUACCAUGGAUCUAAUCGUGGUACAAAGAGUCUGCGUUUGCUGAACCCUGAGAGAGAGGAAGUCUCAUCUGCCUCUUUGCCAUACUUCGACUUGACAAACAAAGACGUGCCUGUGCCAGACAAGGACACAACAUAUUGGUGCCAAAUGUUUAAGAUUCCUGUACAGCAUGAAAAGCAUCACGUGACAAAGGUUGAGCCAUUGAUCCAGAAAGGCCAUGAGAACCUAGUGCACCAUAUUCUGCUCUACCAGUGCAGCAGCAAUUUGAAUGACAGUGUCCUGGACUAUGGGCAUGAGUGUUACCACCCCAACAUGCCAGACUCUUUUCUUACGUGUGAGACGGUCAUUUUUGCUUGGGCCAUUGGAGGAGAGGGCUUCACCUACCCUCCUCAUGUUGGCUUAUCCAUUGGCACAGCAGCUGACCCUCUGUUCGUCCUUAUGGAGGUGCAUUAUGACAAUCCAUCAUUCACAGAAGGCUUGAUAGAUAACUCCGGUUUAAGGCUAAUUUAUACUCCAGUUUUAAGGAAAUAUGAUGCUGGGGUUAUUGAAGCUGGUCUUUGGGUCAGCCUCUUCCACAAUAUCCCACCAGGCAUGCCUGAAUUUGUGUCAGAGGGUCACUGCACACUGGAAUGUCUGGAAGAGGCUCUAGGUGCUGAGAGACCUGCUGGGAUUCAAGUGUUUGCGGUGCUUCUCCACGCUCACCUUGCUGGCAGAGCUAUCAGGAUGCGCCACUUCCACAACGGUGAGGAGCAGAAGCUACUUGCUUAUGACGACGAGUUUGACUUCAACUUCCAGGAGUUUCAGUACCUGAAAGAAGAAAGAACCAUCUUGCCAGGGGAUAAUUUGGUCACAGAAUGCCACUACAGUACCGUGGACCGAAUUCGCAUGACAUGGGGUGGUCUGAGCACCAGGAAUGAAAUGUGCCUGUCAUAUCUGCUCUAUUACCCGAGAAUCAACCUCACCCGGUGUGCGAGUAUUCCCGAUAUAAUGGAACAGCUGCAGUUCAUUGGUGUCAAGGAAAUCUAUAGACCAGUCAGGACUUGGCCUUUCAUUAUCAAGAGUCCUAAGCAAUAUAAAAACCUGUCUUUUAUGGAUGCAAUGAACAAAUUCAAAUGGUCCAGAUCAGAGGGUCUCUCCUAUAAUCAACUUGUGCUUAAACUACCUGUGAACGUGAGAUGUUCAAAAACAGAUAAUGCAGAGUGGUCGAUUCAAGGCAUGACAGCUUUACCUCCUGAAAUAGAGCGACCAUACAAGACAGAGCCAGUAAUAUGCAGUUCAUCUUCCUGUUUAAGUUGCAGUUUAUUCCUUACCCUUUUGUUUAUUGUACACAUCACAGCCGGUACCAUAGGAAACACUGGGCCCUUUGUAUAAUAAUUUUUAUUCAUUUGUGUUCUGUAUGCCAUGCAAGUUAUGAUGUGUUUGCACUGUUGCAAUUGUAGAUUUAUUUUUUUACUUAUUAAUGAACUAAAUUUGCCAGAUCAAAACAAAAUGUGUACAUCCUCUGGAAACUGUGGGGGGUUUUGUUAUCAAUGUAAAAUAUGUAUGAAAUGCAGUAGGUACACUGACACAUUGCAUAUUGAAAUCUUUUCCUGUACCAUUUUCUUAUACUUUGU